This is a messenger RNA of Rhinolophus ferrumequinum (greater horseshoe bat), 1635 nucleotides long. RefSeq names its product tubulin beta-2A chain. Bases 102 to 1439 code for a protein of 445 amino acids. NCBI's taxonomy places the organism in Eukaryota, Metazoa, Chordata, Mammalia, Chiroptera, Rhinolophidae. Gene Ontology annotation, cellular component: microtubule; cytoplasm. Gene Ontology annotation, biological process: neuron migration; mitotic cell cycle; microtubule cytoskeleton organization. The transcript is spliced from 4 exons. The record is from RefSeq and is a predicted model, not a curated record. Gene Ontology annotation, molecular function: GTP binding; structural constituent of cytoskeleton; GTPase activity.
GAGCUGAUGGGCGGUGACAAGUCUCAGACCAGAGUGUGCCGGUCCGCGCCGCGCGCACAGUUUCGAGGGCCAGCGCCUCCACCCGCUCUGCAGCCGGCACCAUGCGCGAGAUCGUGCACAUCCAGGCGGGCCAGUGCGGUAACCAGAUCGGCGCCAAGUUUUGGGAGGUCAUCAGUGAUGAACAUGGGAUUGACCCCACUGGCAGUUACCAUGGAGACAGUGAUUUGCAGCUGGAGAGAAUCAAUGUGUACUACAAUGAAGCUGCUGGAAACAAAUACGUACCACGGGCCAUCCUUGUGGAUCUGGAACCAGGCACGAUGGACUCAGUCAGGUCUGGACCAUUCGGCCAGAUCUUCAGGCCCGACAACUUCGUGUUUGGCCAGAGCGGGGCGGGGAACAACUGGGCAAAGGGCCACUACACGGAGGGAGCUGAACUGGUAGACUCAGUCCUGGACGUGGUGAGGAAGGAGUCAGAGAGCUGUGACUGCCUGCAGGGCUUCCAGCUGACCCACUCGCUGGGGGGCGGCACGGGGUCCGGGAUGGGCACACUGCUCAUCAGCAAGAUCCGGGAAGAGUAUCCCGACCGCAUCAUGAACACCUUCAGCGUGAUGCCCUCGCCCAAGGUGUCCGACACGGUGGUGGAGCCCUACAACGCCACCCUCUCCGUCCACCAGCUGGUAGAAAACACAGAUGAAACGUACUCGAUCGACAACGAGGCGCUGUACGACAUCUGCUUCCGCACCCUGAAACUGACCACCCCCACGUACGGAGACCUCAACCACCUGGUGUCGGCCACCAUGAGCGGGGUCACCACCUGCCUGCGCUUCCCGGGCCAGCUGAACGCAGACCUGCGCAAGCUGGCCGUGAACAUGGUGCCCUUCCCGCGCCUGCACUUCUUCAUGCCCGGCUUCGCCCCGCUCACCAGCCGGGGCAGCCAGCAGUACCGCGCCCUGACGGUGCCCGAGCUCACCCAGCAGAUGUUCGACUCCAAGAACAUGAUGGCCGCCUGCGACCCCCGCCAUGGCCGCUACCUGACGGUGGCCGCCAUCUUCCGGGGCCGCAUGUCCAUGAAGGAGGUGGACGAACAGAUGCUCAACGUGCAGAACAAGAACAGCAGCUACUUCGUGGAGUGGAUCCCCAACAACGUGAAGACGGCCGUGUGCGACAUCCCGCCGCGCGGCCUGAAGAUGUCGGCCACCUUCAUCGGCAACAGCACGGCCAUCCAGGAGCUGUUCAAGCGCAUCUCGGAGCAGUUCACGGCCAUGUUCCGGCGCAAGGCCUUCCUGCACUGGUACACGGGCGAGGGCAUGGACGAGAUGGAGUUCACCGAGGCCGAGAGCAACAUGAACGACCUGGUGUCCGAGUACCAGCAGUACCAGGACGCCACUGCCGACGAACAGGGGGAGUUCGAGGAGGAGGAGGGCGAGGAUGAGGCUUGAGAACUUUUCAAAUACAUCGUGCAUCUUCAGUAAACUUCUGUUGUCCUCAGUCAAGCAUGGUCUAUUUGUAUACUAUGGUGCUCAGUUUUGCCUCUGUCAGAAAUUCACACCAUUGAUGUAAUAGUGUGGAACUCCUCUAAAAAUUACAGUAUUGUCUAAGAUAUCUAUACUAAUUAAAAAGCAUGUGUUCAAAACC